Molecule: messenger RNA, 2150 nt
Organism: Nicrophorus vespilloides
Lineage: Eukaryota; Metazoa; Arthropoda; Insecta; Coleoptera; Silphidae
Product: luciferin 4-monooxygenase-like
Exons: 5
Coding region: 136-1857 (573 amino acids)
Biological process (GO): fatty-acyl-CoA biosynthetic process; long-chain fatty acid metabolic process
Molecular function (GO): long-chain fatty acid-CoA ligase activity
Source: RefSeq, a predicted model, not a curated record
UUUAACAUUGAAACAAUUAUAGAAAGUUUGCAUAUUGGAUAUCGAACAAAACUGGACAAGAAGUCUCAGGUGCAUUAUGGAUGCAAAUCAAUUAGUGCAUUUAACUGAACUGCAUUACUAGUCGGAUUAUGAAUAAUGCACGAAGAAAGCGCAUAUAACACUCACCAAUCCCAGGAAGAUUUACCAUUUUGUGCAAUCAUGUACGAAGAUGCGGUCAAUAAUAUCGGGGAGCCAAUCCUACUGCACGACGUCGUCUACGAUAAACGAACGAAGAUCGUCUACGGAGCGCCCGAAAUCUACGUCCCCGAUCCAUUCGGCUUAGGUCACACUUUCCACGAGAAUCUUCAGAAAUACUCGGAUCGUGUUGGACAGAUAGAUUCAAAGACGUUAAAAACAGAAACAUGCGGGUCCAUGUUGAGAAGGAGUAUCGGAACGGCCGAAGCGCUUAAGAGAUUGGGUAUAGGACCUGGAGAUGUUGUCAGCAUAUGCUCCAUAAACAACUUCGACAAUGCCAUCCCGUUUAUUGCUGCUCAACUGAUCGGAGCGAAAUUGGCCUCGAUGGAUCCGAAGAUUGGUUUAACCGAUACGGAGCAUCUCCUGAAACUGGUAGAACCGAAGAUAAUUUUCGUUUCGCAACAAUCCGAAGCGAUGAUCGAACAAGCCAUACACAAUUGUCGCAUGGACACGUUGAUUGUUGUUAGCGGAGGCAGUGAUAGGCACAAGAGUUUCCAAGAAUUCUCUCAAGAAGCAAAAGACGUUUCAAAGUUCGAGCCUUACAAAACUAAAAGCAACAAGGAGACCGCAAUUAUCAUGUUCAGCAGCGGAACUACGGGAUUAUCGAAAGGAAUCUGCUUAACGCAUUACGGAUUGGCGUGUCAAUCGCAUCAUUUGAUUUCGGCUGGAUUCAAUUUCGAUGUUUGUUUGAGUUACGCCUCGACCUAUUGGAUUUCCACGACGAUGUUCCUGACGACUAGCUUGAUUUUUGGAAAAACUCGUGUCAUCGCGACAGCCUUUGAUCCUAACGAGUUUUGGUUGAUUGUGGAUCAAUGCAAAGUAUCUUUUAUAAUGAUGGCACCGAUACAAGGUAUUGCUAUCACGAGGUCGAAGAGACCGGAACACGUGGACACUUCAAGUCUAGGAGAUAUUAUAUUAUCCGGAGGAUCGUUUUCUGCGGAAAGCAAUAGGCUUUUGAAGGAUUUGGUGCCGGGAACGCACGUGCAACUGAUUUAUGGUCAAACUCAAGGAGCCGGAAUGGUGGCAAAUUUUAGAUCCUGCGACCCGAGGGACGUUAUCCUCUUCAAUAAGAAGCCUUUAUCAGCGGGAAGACCGAACGUUGGAUUCGAAUACAAAGUUGUAGAUCCGGAAACGCAGAGGAAUGUAGGAAUGAACGAGCAUGGGGAGAUUCGUUAUAAAUCUCAAUGCCAGAUGAACGGGUAUUAUAACAUGGAUUCGAGCGAAGGAUUCGAUUCGGAUGGAUUUGUCGCUACAGGAGAUGUCGGCUAUUACGACGAAGACUUCUGUUUCUACGUAGUAGAUAGGAUCAAAGAGAUGUUGAAAUUCAGAUCAUAUCACAUUCCACCUGCGAGAAUAGAAAACAUUCUUCUGACUCACAGCAAAGUCGCAGCGGUUGCCGUGAUCGGCGUUCCUCAUGAGGUGGACGGAGAUCAUCCUAUGGCAGUGAUCAUACCGAAACCGAACACUCGGCCGACGGAGAAAGAGAUCAUUAAAUAUUUGGAUGAGAGAAUCGACGAUAUGUACAGGUUGCGUGGCGGAGUCAAGUUCGUUGAAACUCUACCCUACACCCCAUCCGGAAAAGUCAAGAAGAAUGUCUUAAAGAAGAUGUUAUUGAAACAUUAGAUUUGUUCCACUUUGACGCAUUAAACACUGAAUUGUUGGCUUCGUUUUUAAAAUAUUAACGGUAAUAGUGGUGUGUUUAUCUGCAGACGGCGUUCGUGUUUACGCCGUCUGUAUAAUAGAUUAUCAUCAAUUCUUCACCAACAGCUUUCUUCUUUAUGCGCAUCUCCACCAAUUUGCAUAUUUAUCCAAAUAACCGCUUCUAAGUAAAUUGAUACGUAAAAGUCAUGUAAUUUGAUAGAUUGUCUGCACUUCAUCAGAAUAUUUAGUGGGAACGAAUCUCAGUUAAUACCACA